AGACUACGUGAGACUGGAAUUUUUUAUUGCGCCGACGCAGAGCGUAAUAAGACCCGAUACGUAUUGAUACUAGCGUUGUGGAGAGAUGAUCAAGGUUCUAUGAUUUAUAUUCCAUCGCAUGGGUAUUUUUCUGUUACUUUGCGAAAAUAUUAAAACUUAGCUUAAGCCCACAUCGGGAAUAUAUACGGGGAAGUACCUUAAUGAAUAACGUAUGAUUGUUCGGAACCAGUACCGUAUUGCUGCAAAACUAAUUGCAUAAAUAAAAUUUUGGUACACUAGACCAAAUAGAAAAAAAAAAGAAAAUAGUUGCUUUACAAACUGCGUUUGCAGAUCACUCUUUAACUAUUUUUUUGUCUUCGAUAGAUGCAAGCAACUUUGUUAAACCAAAAAUAGUGGUUGGACCAAGUUGGUCCACAUACUAUCAAAUAUCUUAUUUAAAUAACCGGACUUCCAUAUGGUUUCAUUUUUUUUUUCAUUUUUCCUUAAUAAUAUCUUUCUGAAAAUAAAUUUAUUGUCGGAAAUCCGUUGAUAUUUAUCAAAAUCGUUAAUGGACAAACCUUUCACCCACUGGAAAUUUUCUUAAAUUAGUUGUGGCCUUGUUCCAUUUUUUGACCUUGAAUUGGUUAGAAUACAUUGUUCAUCGAAACAAAUCCGUAUCCCAACCGUUGAAAUACCAAUUGUUAAUAAAACCCGUGUGAAAUAAUUUUGUUGGAAAUUUAGUGAUCAUCUGACCAAAUCAGCAUAGAAAAUUGUCUCAAACAUCCCUUCUCCUUUUGAUUCACACUUAUUGAGAAACCAUUCUCAUCAUUCCAAUUUGAUGAGAUCAGAAUCAACUGUCACUUCUUGAACAAAGUCCCAGUUAAGCAAAUACUGUUUCCUGUCGAAUUUUUUUAUCAUUACCUCCUCGCAUAAAGUACGAGAAUCUGAAAGAUGGCGGAAACAUACCCAAUUUCAUGCAUAUCCUGUCGAAGGAAGAAGGUAAAGUGUAACAAGCACAAACCCUGCAAUCAAUGUAAAAAGCGUCAAAUUGUUUGCCAAUUCCCUUCAACGUUUCGAAACAUCCAGAUUAAGGAAAAUGAAUAUGAUGACAAGCUCGAUAAUGUCGCCACUAGUCAAUUCGAUAAUCACGAGGGUGACAAUCAGUCCAUGAAGAUCAAAAAGUUGAACUCAGAAAAGGCUGAAAUACUCAACAAGAACUAUCAAUUGAACGAGCAUGUCAAGCAGUUGACGAAGCAGCUUGAACUGAUGAACGUUCAAUCCAACUAUUUUAUAGAAGAUCUCGAAAAUCUGUCCUCUCUGGACCCAUCAAAGUCUUCCAAGCCUCCUUCAACCUAUAAACCCGAAAGCUUUAAGAUCUCGGGUGAAACAAGUGAGUUGGGUAACAAGUAUUAUGGACCCCAGAGUUCAAGUUUUAUGAUAGAAACCCUCAAGAACACCCAGUUCAUCAAUGACAACAACUCCUCAAGGAACUACCUUGAUAUAGAUAGUGACAUUAAGUUUGAAGGAUCAUUGAUCAAGAAACCAUUGCCCAAAUUGAAGCCUGGAAUAUCCACUUCAGAAAAUUUGAACAUCAUUUACAGGCUAGUGGAGAAGUUCUUUCUGAACUUGUCUUCCAACUAUUAUAAGACAUUUAUUUCCAAGCAUCAGUUAUUGGACUUUGUCAGGGAUUAUCCCAAUAUUGAUAACAAUAUCUGGGAGAAUGAUGAUGAUUUGUUGUUGUUAAUUAUGGUUUUAAUUAUCUCGAUAAUCAGAAUCACACCGGUGGAAUUGAGAGACAUUUUCAAUCUUCCUAGUAGUGAGUGCGGUGCUUAUAUCGAUAACUUAAUUCACAACGACUUGAUCUAUAACUUUGAAAAGUUAAGACACAACUUGGUUAAUGAGUCCACCCUUACUAUUCAAAGUUAUAUCUUGUGUACUGAGUACUAUUUUAUUGAGCAAAGAUAUGAAGAAUGUUGGUCCAUGAUGUUUCACACCUGCUCAAUUGCAUACUCCAUUGGACUACACGUUACCCAACGGUUAAAGUUGAAUAAGCUCAACGAUAUUGAUUUGAAUACCAAUAUUGAUACCACUCUCGAUGAAAAUGAAUACGACGAGAUGGAAGAUAUAACCAAGUUGAAAAUUUGGUUCUCCCUUAGAAUAUUGAGUGAUAAGGUAUGUUCAGUAUUGGGAAGACCCAAUCCAAUUUCUUUCCAGGUCAAUUCAAUCAUCUUGAAGUAUAACCAAAACUAUUCCAACAUCAAUCUCCGGAAAAACACCACCUCCAUUCUCUUGAGAAUCGGGUUGAGUGAGUGUCUUAGACUAUCAAACAUGAUGUUGAUUGAGAACUUUAUGAUUGACUUCACAAUGACCGACCUAUUGAACUUGAGCUCAGAAUUUGAGAAGGAGAUUUACUUGUUGGAGUUGUAUUUGACUGAAAUUGAAAAUGAUAGUAGCCACGCAAGCACUGAAAUUGUAUCUUCAACUACCAGCAACAGCAGCGGCGGCCAUGGAGGAGUAAGCGAAAUUGUUGGAUCCGUUUCAACAAGCUAUGAAAUCAAUGAUAGCAAUGGUAGUGACGGGCAUGACUCAUUUAAUGAAUUGAGUUAUGAUGAGCUGAACUACCUUCCCAUAAAAAUUGAGAAGAUUGACUUAUUGAAUGAUUUGGUGGUGUUUUACAUCAAUAAAGCCAAAUUGUUUGAACCAUUCAUCGUCAAAUUCAAUAAAGCUGAUGAUGACUCUAUUUUGAUUUUAACCAAUUUGACCAAUUCCAUUAUCAACUUCUUGAAAUUGAUUAUCACAAUCUUUAGAGAAUUCGAGGAAAAAAUAAGCAAGAAGAGAGUGUACUAUUUGAAGGUUGGCAAAUAUUUCCGAAUAAAUUUCCCAUUCUUAAACUCGUUUAUUUAUCAAGGAAUUGUGAUUAUCUUUACUAUGCUUAAUUACAAAUCGAAGGAUUUCGCCAAGCUCAAGUUCAACGAGAAAUUUGAUAACCAAGGGUUUUUGAAGAGUUUAAAAUCCCAGCUCACAAUUCUACUCGAUAUCAAUCAAAGUUUUGAGGAGAGAAUCUGGUCCAUCAAUACAAUUUACCUUAUCAAUCGUAAUUUGGGGCUUAUUGAAUCUAUCGAAAAGCAUAUAUACCAGAACAAUUUUGAUGAGGAAUUUGCCAAUGCUCUUCUUAACCAACCGAAUUUCCAACAGCAACAAUCACAAUCGGCUGCAAAUAAUUUAGGCAUUAUCAACGGAUCGCCAAUUUCAAUUAAUUCGAAUACCCAAUGUACUUCCAACUAUCUUAUGAACUUCAACUUCAAUGACCCAUUCUGGAUUACCAACCCAGAUAAUUUACCUUACUAUCUUGGAUCUCCUAAUCAAGAGUUUCAUAAUCAGGCAGAGGAGGAAACGAAACACAACAAUUUCAAGGAUAUGGAAAUUGACUCUGAACUGAGAGGUUCUUUCAGGAGCACACAAUUCAUCCAGAACCAGACACACCAUGAACAACCACUCACUCAGCCGGGCAAAGAAUUCACCAGUCUCAAUGAUCAAUUUAAUCAAACACAAAUAGGAAAACCGAAACUAAGCUUUGAUGAAGAAAAGCACAAGAAGAUCAAAUUGGAUGAUUUCAUUCAUUCUGAGUUCGACAAGCAGAAUUAGGCUGAUAAUUCCGUCGAAUUGUAUUAUAGACUUAAACAGAGGCCAAAUAUAUAGAUUAUGUGGGAUGCAAAUUAUUAGUAUUUGUCUCUAGAGUAUGACCCCGCACGGGGCUUGGAAACCUCUUGGAAUCUUUUUGAAGUUACAGUAAGAAAUAGAUUAUUGCUGUUAAUCAGCAAGGAAUACUAGAGUGCAAUAAGCAUUUCUUGGUGCUUUCAAGGGCUCUUAGGAAUUGUAGUUGAGAUCAGAAACAGCAAAACAUGCGCACUUCCCCAGCCAGUUGAGGGC
Yamadazyma tenuis ATCC 10573 is the source of this 3909-nucleotide messenger RNA. The record is from RefSeq and is a predicted model, not a curated record. Lineage: Eukaryota; Fungi; Ascomycota; Pichiomycetes; Serinales; Debaryomycetaceae.